AUGCCUCUGUCCACACAAAAGUCUGUUGCUCAAGCCGACGAAGAUGACAAUUCGGAAGCCGAAGCCGUGACAGCCAUCCUCAACGAGGAAGCCAGCAUUGCAGUCCGAACCUCUCCUCGAAACCGGAAGAGGAGUUCGAAUAUUUCAGCAACUGGAGAUGGCUCGCCCAGAAAACGAGUUACAACCAGACAGUCUUCAGCGUCUGCGCCAGUUACCUCCGUGUCUACAGAAUCACCCAGGCGACAGUCGGGAAGGCUGCAAGCGCGAACUUCACUCCCUACACUGAAACCUGUGAAUAAGCGCAACCCCUACGAUUUUCCAGACGAGCCUGAGGAGAAUAUAAGGUCCACGGUUGUGAUCGAGCCCCCCCCCAAAUUGAGAAACCUGAAUAAACAAAAGCAGUUGGUGGAAUCACCUUUCAAGGGUAAAGGCGUGUUAGAGACCAAAACGACGGCACGAGUCAAUCUUGACGACUCGCCUAAAAAACAACCCAAAAGAAAAAACUUUCUGAAGAUAGGAAAAUCAAUAAAAAAUUCAAGGCGUCCGAUAGGUCAGAGAAGAUCUGCACGGCUCUCCGGAAGAAACCUACCUUUUGACGGAGAGGAUAUUCUGGACGCUGCCCUCAGGGAAGAAAAUGAGCCAGAGCCACUGUUACUUGAUCCGAAGCCAAGUCCGGCGAAAUCUUCAAAGAGAUCAGCCCCGGCCCAAACUCGCCUCAACACAGCUCUACCAAGUCAAGACAGAAUCCCGGAAGCCCAAACCGAUGUCGUGCAGGAGAUACAGCAUCAAGGUGACGAUACAGCAGAGGUGACCCGUAUACCAGACGCUCACACUGACAAGGCUCGAGAAGAACAACAUGAGAGCGAAGAAGGACCAGAUGUGGAGAGUGGCCCGGCGGGUGAUUCUCAACCUCCAGUGCGACGCCCCGAUACUGAGGCAGACCGAAAAGGAAAAGAACAGGCAGAAGCCGAGGAGAAAGAAAAGCGUCGACAAAUGAUUGAAGAUAGUCUGCGUGGAAUUGAAGAAGCGGUAGAGCUCCAUGAGUGCAAAGAGUCCUGGCAAGAAGCUCUCGUUGCUGCCGCUGAGCUUAACGAGGGGCGAAGCUCGAAUGAGCCAGCUUCACCUGCUGGCGAAGCUGCGCAUUGUCGGUUGAAAUCGCUUAUCAAAAGCUAUAAGAUGCUCAGUGGAAGCGACAUAUCCUCUCCUCAGACACGAAUCAAAUCGAUUCAAGAGGAUCUUGCUGAGUUAAAGGGGCGUUGCAAGGAUAUCUGCGGUCAUAGUUAUCGGCCGGACCAGCAACGUGAUCAAGAGCGCUCAAAGAUGAUAGGGGACAUCUACGAACAUUUGAUUCCGGGGUCCCUCACAUUAGCAAAGAUGGCACUCAAAGCACGCUAUCGGGACAAUGAGUUGAGCACCGCCGCCCACUGGGAAAUAUCUCAACUGUUGAAGAUCACCCGCAUGUUAUGCGUGGCGGCCGCUAAGUGGAGGCCUAGACCCCAACUCGGGAACACAGCGAAGUCCACCACCAAACAGGCCAUUGCACCUAACGUUGAAAUUAUAUUACGACGAUACCUGGAGGCAGCAGUAGCGGAUGAUGGCAAGAAAUAUGUGGACGAUCUUGAAGUCCGACAGAGGGCAGACCUGGAGAAAUUGAAAGCUGCGAAUGAGCAAAGAAGAGCCGAGAUACGGACAAGACGUCACCAGUAUUUGGAUGCGAGUGCAGAAACGGUUUCUGGAGCCCAUCCUUGGAGAGGACGGCAAUCCCAAGUUGUAGAUAUUGAUGAUCUCCACAUCGACGAGAUUCCGGCGGCAAAUGGUCCUCGUCGUGAAAGAGUAUCGCAUAUCCAGUCACCAACUUCUCAAGCAAGGUCUCAGCUCAAGAGAACGCCGGCAGAAUAUAUUCCUCCUUGUCCGCACAAGUGGGACGUGUCCGAGAUGGUAGCGUUGCUUAAUGCUCUCCAGAAACACCGAGGCCAAACUCGAUUUCAAGAUAUCGUCAGUGUACAUGGACGACCGGGAGGGAGACUGGAGAAGUACGAUGUGGAUGAAAUCAUGGCCCAGGCAAGAUGGAUAAAGCAGAGUAUGGCGAGACAGCUGCAGAGUGAAUUGGACGGGUCGUGGGACUGGUUGAGAAGUGUCCCUGGUUGA
Molecule: messenger RNA, 2148 nt
Organism: Rhinocladiella mackenziei CBS 650.93
Lineage: Eukaryota; Fungi; Ascomycota; Eurotiomycetes; Chaetothyriales; Herpotrichiellaceae
Exons: 1
Coding region: 1-2148 (715 amino acids)
Source: RefSeq, a predicted model, not a curated record